AUGCGUUUCUCGUCCGUCGCUAUCGCCGUCGCGGCCGCCGUCUCUGUCUCCGCGCAGGGCGUCACCCAGAUCUCGGAUGGGCAGCUUCAGGUCCCAACCUCGAUCCCAGCCGUCGCUACCUCAGUGCCCGUCGUCGCUACGUCCUACCCGGCCGUGACCCCGUCCACUGCUGCCCCCGUCACCGUCGUCCCCGUCGUUUCCAGCGCCGUCCCCGUCGUGCCAGUGCCCUCCUACCCGGCUGGCAACUCGACCGCCGUCAUCGUGUCCCCGAGCGUGGGCACUGGUAGCACCCUGGUCUCGACUAUCAAGGCCACUUCCAAGGCCACUUCUGGUACCCCAACCACUGAGGCUGCCACUGGCACCCCAGUCUCCGCUACCGGCACCGCCGCCACUCCCACCGGCACUGGCGCGGCUGUCAACAGCUUCGGCAGCGCGCUUGGCUCUCUUAGCUUCGCCGCUCUCGCCAUGGCUGGCUUCGUCCUGGCUUAG
Mytilinidion resinicola is the source of this 489-nucleotide messenger RNA. RefSeq lists its product as uncharacterized. The coding region runs from base 1 to 489 and encodes 162 amino acids. The transcript has a single exon. NCBI's taxonomy places the organism in Eukaryota, Fungi, Ascomycota, Dothideomycetes, Mytilinidiales, Mytilinidiaceae. Gene Ontology annotation, molecular function: structural constituent of cell wall. Gene Ontology annotation, cellular component: cell wall. The record is from RefSeq and is a predicted model, not a curated record.